AUGGUUCGCAAUUAUAUUAGAAAGACCGAUCGGCAACGGUGGAGUUCUGAAACUAUGGAACGAGCUGUAGCUGCAGUAGUAAGAGGCGUAAUGGGUUGCAAGAAAGCUUCAGUUCAAUUCCAGCUUCCACAAACUACAUUGGAAAGAUACGUGAAAAAGCGUAGGACUGGCCCAAAUUCUGUGAUUGAUAAAACCGCUGGAAAAUAUCACUGUGUUUUUACUCAAGACCAAGAGGUAGAACUAGUUGUAUAUUUAAAGGAUAUGCAAAAGAGAUUGUUUGGUUUAACAUUAAAAGAACUCAGAAAGCUAGCCUAUCAAUUAGCGGUUAGGAAUGGUUGUGAGCAUCCAUUUAACAAACAUACAGAAAUGGCGGGAGAAGACUGGGUCCACUCAUUUAUGAGGCGUCAUUCUGAGUUAAGUUUGAGGAAGCCUGAGGCCACUUCUGGAGCACGUGCGAUGGGAUUUAACCGAGUAGCAGUCGCGCAGUUCUUUACAUUAUUAAAUAAGGUUAUUAUUGAGAAAAAAAUUACCUGUGAAAGAAUUUAUAAUUGCGAUGAGACUGGCAUUACAGUGAUUCCAAAGCAGCAUUCAAGGGUUAUUGCAAAUAGAGGACAACGUUAG
Messenger RNA from Acanthoscelides obtectus, 621 nucleotides. NCBI's taxonomy places the organism in Eukaryota, Metazoa, Arthropoda, Insecta, Coleoptera, Chrysomelidae. The record is from the annotation of a GenBank genome assembly.